Molecule: messenger RNA, 270 nt
Organism: Adineta ricciae
Lineage: Eukaryota; Metazoa; Rotifera; Eurotatoria; Adinetida; Adinetidae
Source: the annotation of a GenBank genome assembly
AUGUUCCUAGCCAUUGAUUUAUGCUGUUCUGAAUUUGAUCGAAUAAGAGUGGUACAUGAUUUCGAACAAUAUAAACAAAGUAUGAAUCAAGCUGCUGAUUAUGUCACUAAAUUAAAGAAGGACCUUUCCGAUUGUACUCAAAAGCAUGGUCGUCUCGACAUUUGUCUCAGCAUGCAAGAUGUUCAUGAUCUCAAGCCAAUCUAUGAGAAUCUUUUAACGAACAUGAACACAAUCCGGGAUUUAUGUUUAAAACCAUUUCCAGCUAUCUGA